UUUGGUUGUAUAACUGAAUGACAUCAAUUUUCUAGCACCAUCAAAAUGAUCCAAACUACCAAAGCAAACCAUACAGUUGAACUUUGUGCCUUACUAUUUCAUAACUACAUUGUUUUUCCUUGUUUAUUUUUUUCUGAUUAUUGCUUCUUUAUUUUUAACUUAUAAACAUUUUUUAACUCAUAUUUCCCUCACUGUAAUUAUUCUGUGUUGGAAUAUUAUUUUUAUUCUUGCCAGUGCUUUGUUUUGGAUGCAUUUGUCUAAUUGUUCUGUAAAUCUGUUCGUAUUCAACAAAGUAAAAAAAAAAAAAAAAAAAAAGGUGCUGUUACGACCAGUGUAAAAGUCCAGCUCCUACACUGCUGCUGACUCCGCCCCUUCCUGUAGAGCUGAUUGAGGCUCCCUCUCGACCAAUCCCUGAGCAGGGAGGGAAGCUUAAAAGCAGCCAGGAAGCUCUGCUGUGCUGAAUUCCUGAGUUCAGCCCGCCACUGCUGUCUGCCUGGCCAAGCCUGCGUAAAGCCUCUGGUUUCCCCCUCUUUACUUUGUCCUGGUUCUGUCUGUUUGUUAACUUUGCUAUGGUGGUUUCUGGUGGUCUCUUUUGGAGUGAUAGUCGUGUUUGACUGUUUGGUUUUGUUACUUAUUGCUAUAAAGCCUGAGAAUUUAAGCUACGUUAAGUUAGUUUUAGUUCAUUUAGUCCUUUGUAGUGUUUUGUUUCGUCUUAUGUUGUGACACCUGUCACCAUAUUAAACAGCUGUGUCCCCAUCUUAUCCCAGCCCGGUUAUUUAUUCUUUCAUGUUACACAUUUCUUCCUCCUUCCUGAGGAGGGACGUAACAUCUCCCUUAAUUGCAGUAUAUUUGUGGGCAUAGAUGAUUUCUCUGUUCCACUUUUUUAUUGAAAUCAAACGCUAUGAAGAGGGUUUGUUGCGGCUUGUUUUUGGUUUUCUUUUGGGUGUUGAAACCGUUUCCGACAUGAGAAGCACUAACGUUGAUAUGAGCCCGUGCUGUGCACAUCAUGGCCCCACGCCUAACUGGUCUCAAACUCUCUGUCCAUCAUCGUUUUGGAAGGUUGCUUUGUUAAAUGUCCCAGUAAUGUUUAGAGUUUCAUGAACAAAUGCAGCAUUUAUUGCGCUCCUUAACUUCUAAAAAACACGAAUUCUCGAGACCUUUCUUUGUCUCCUCAGACAUGUUUUCUCAUCUCUAAUUGUUUCAGCAGUUUGAUCCAUUUGGUCUAAACUUCUGUUGACUGUGCGCGCCAGGGCGGGCUAGUGCACGUCGUGCACCCCUCCCUCUCAAAGGGUUCCAGGCAGGCCGGAAGAGAAAAGUCUUCGCUCGCAGCGACGCUUUCGGAGUCCAGCGGAGCCGCAACUGCAGACAAACAUGACCGAGGCGGACUUAUACUCUGUGUACAAGGGCGUCUACAUGCCGAACUUGAUCCACACCGAGACGAGCCUCCAGUACUUCCAGAACUUCACUUUCCGCGCGGAGGAUAUUCUUCUCGUUACCUAUCCGAAGUCAGGUACGACUUGGAUGCAGGAGGUGGUCCCUCUGAUUGUCAGUGGAGGGGACCCCACCUCUGUGGAGACCAUGCCGAACUGGGACCGGGUUCCAUGGCUGGAGGAGAUUCGAACUUCCACACUGAACCUUGAAGGGAGGCCGUCUCCACGCAUGCUUACUACUCAUUUCCACUACACUAUGAUGCCACCAUCCUUUUUUAAAGUAAAACCAAAGGUGAUCUACGUCUUGAGAAACCCUAAAGAUGUCUUUACAUCUAUCUUCCACUAUUCCAAGAUGGCCUCCUUCCUGGUGACUCCUGACUCACAGACUGAGUUCCUCCAAAAGUUCCUUGAUGGAAACGUCAUUUUUGGAUCCUGGUUUGAUCAUGUAAGCGGGUGGCUGAACGCUGAUGACAAGGACAGGAUCAUGUACAUCUCUUAUGAGGAGAUGAUUAUGGACUUGAAGGACUCUGUGAGAAGAAUCUCUCAGUUUUUGGAGAAGCCUUUGGAUGACGAGGUGAUCAGCAAAAUAGCUGACCGAUGUCUGUUCAAGAACAUGAAACAGAACAACAUGUCCAACUACUCAGCUGUCCCUCAUGAAAUUAUGGAUCCAACAAAGUCUCAGUUCCUCAGGAAAGGAAUAGCUGGAGACUGGAAAAACCAGCUUACCGCUGCAGAAGCAGAUUACUUUGAUGCGGUUUACAAGGACAAAAUGAAAGAUGUGAAAUACAAAUUUGUAUGGGAUUAAAGCCUUGCUAAUUAAGACUGGUUUAUACUUCCAAGCAAUUCGAAUUCACUCGUGUCGCGUCCACAUUCUCGCUGUCUCGUUCAUACUAAUGUUGGCUGGAUUUGAUUGCGACUCUUCACUAUAACUGAGAUGUACUUCUGACUGGUGUUUAUACUUUCAAGCAACACGAUCGUGUUCAGCGUUUAUUUUUAACAUGAUCAGCAUCCCGCUCAGACACUUGGAGCAUCUGCGAGCGCGCAGGUACAUGAAAGACAGAGGAGGAAGUGAUGAGUUUGUCUGCUAAACAGAAGCAGGAAAACAAAGACGGCAAAAUUAAAUUAAAAAAGGAACAAACGGCAUUCUCCAGCGCUGUAAGAUAUGAGAAAAAAGACAUUUUUUUUCCAGCAACUUGCUCUAUUUUCUAUCUAGUUGUCCACUCUCUGUCUCUCUCUGUGUGAAGUUCGGCAUUUGCUAACUUCUUUAGUAAGUUUUCAUCAUUUUUAGUGUUAAAAGAUAUUUUUCUGGAGUUUUCUGUGUAGUCGUUUACUCUAAUUGCUGAAAUAAACUCGUUAAAUAAAGCGAUUUGUAUGCGAUUGCCCUCUGGGCGUAACGUUUCAGCUGUGGGUGACGUCAUCAGCAGAUGCAGCGUUCUGAUGCGACUGAAGGGAUUCUGCUCCGAUGGCCGUGCGACCACUACGCCGCGAGCGAUUAGGAAUCACGUGGAAGCAUAAACCAGCCUUUACACUUAUUCUGAUGUUUAGCAAUCCACAAAAAUAUAGAUUCUCAAGGCUAACACGAUUCCCUAAAUUAAUUCCACUUUUUGAAAAAUGCAGACUUUAUCUUCUUUUGGUAAUUUUUGAACUAGUCUUUUAGGUGGUACCAUGUUUGAAAAUGUAGCCUUCCUUCUUUAAAGAAGUUUUGAAAGCAUAACGACCACAACGUAUUUAAAGCAAAAGAAAAUACAUCCAUAUAUGGACAUUUCUUCAGGGUCUAUUCUGUUGUCAAAGUUUAGACAUGAAGUGGCCUGUUUCUCAUCUUCAGAUCUUUGCAAAUGUGCACUUUGACACAGCCGACACAAAAAGAGGAAGUGGUUAGUUUGUGUAUCACUUGUAAAUGUGGAAAAGACAGCAACUUGAAGAGAAGUUCAAAGUGAAGCAAGCGUUUCUAGCGCAGCAUAAUGUGGGUCAAAAUGAAUUUAAAGGAACUGAGAGCAUGAGGGAGGCCCAGUUAGGUUAUCUGUGUAGUAAAUAAAAAAAGAUCUUGAACCUCUUGGCAUCCACAUGCGUGGGCAUGACAA
This is a messenger RNA of Oryzias melastigma (Indian medaka), 3511 nucleotides long. RefSeq names its product sulfotransferase 2B1. Gene Ontology annotation, cellular component: cytoplasm. The transcript has 6 exons. NCBI's taxonomy places the organism in Eukaryota, Metazoa, Chordata, Actinopteri, Beloniformes, Adrianichthyidae. Gene Ontology annotation, molecular function: sulfotransferase activity. Gene Ontology annotation, biological process: sulfation. The coding region runs from base 1372 to 2235 and encodes 287 amino acids. The record is from RefSeq and is a predicted model, not a curated record.